GUUGGAAGGGAUACCAUGGGUUUAAUGAAAGCAGACUUGUACAGAUUUGUUUUCAGGGGAGAUUGUGGAUCUCUGAGAGGAUUAGCCAGAAAUAAUCUGGAAAUUCUUCAAGGGAUUACCCCACAAGGAAAUAGUGCUCUCCAUGUUGCAGCCAGCAGAGGGCAUCAUGAAAUGUUAAAGCUGUUGAUUCGAUUGAAGCCAGGCCUUUUGCUAAUGAAGAAUAUCAAGGAUGAAACGCCGCUCCACAGAGCUGCGGCAGCCGGAGAACUGCAAGUAGUACAGCUUCUCCUCAACAUUAACCGUCGUCGUGCUCAAGAGAAUGUUGAUUUAGAAAUUGGUUCUGUCUUUGAACCUGAUGAGUUUGGGAGACCUGUCAACAUAGACAAUGAAACGGCGCUACAUUAUGCUGCGAGAGGCGGUCAUCUGAGAAUUGUUGAAAACAUAUUGGGGAGAGUGAAUGAUAUAGAAAGAAUAGUGAACAACGCCGGCGAAUCUGCUCUUUAUACAGCCUGUGAUCAUGGUAAAUAUCACGUAGCCUGGAGGUUGCUGAACCAAGGUGCGUUUGAUGGCGAUACUAGAAGAGAUGGACAGACCUGUCUCCAUGUAGCUAUUCAUACAGACCAGAUAGAUUUGGCUUUAUUAUUACUGCGGGAAAGAAAUGAACUAGCUGAAGAAGCUGAUGGUUCAGGCAACAUGCCUUUGCAUAUAGCAACAUUACACUGUUCCUUGUGUCUUGUAAGAGAGUUGCUGCAUAUAGCACCACAUACUAGCUUCCAUGUCAACGAAGCUAAGAUGGCUCCAAUACACAUAGCUUCACAGCAGGGUUACACAGAAAUAAUUGAGUCUUUGAUCGACGAGACACCACAUUGUAUAUAACUGUUAGGCCGGGACAAUAAGAACGCUUUGCACUUUGCUCUGGAACAAAAUCAUCCUUUCGGGAUUUGCCGCUAUCUACUUGAGAACAAGUCAGAUGCCGCUUUCUUGAUUAAUGAACCUGAUAACAAGGGUAACACAGCGUUCCACAAAACAGCGUAUACAAAAGGUCUAAGGGUACUAGGGGAGAUGUCCAAAAUUUCAAAAUGGAAUUUGAAUGCAGAGAAUAAAGAUGGGUAUACUGCGCUGGACAAGCUCAAAACAUCGGAUGGUAUCCCUUUCCCAGCGAAAGGAAAUGUGGAGCUCUUCAAAAAAGCUGUUUCCGCCUCCCCUUCCGACAUGUUCUUGGAGAAACAGAAAGAGAAAGACCGCACAGUCCAGUUAGUGGAGUUGAGAGAAACAAGUUCUGCAGGGGAAAGAGAUCCCAACGAAACGUAUUCAUUAAUUGCGGCGCUCCUGGCGACUAUCACAUUUGCUGCGGGCUUUACAGUUCCUGGUGGGGUUAGUGAUGAGCAAGGCAUUCCAGUGCGGAUGCAUUCUGCUGCUUUCAAGGCUUUCAUUAUAGCCAACACGCUGGCUCUGUCGUUGUCCAUGGUUGCAAUAUUUUUAUUCUCCGAUAUAACCAACUUGGUGUUCAAAAAGCCUCUCUUCAGGAUCGCAAAUUCCGCCGCGAUUGAGAAAGGACGCUUUUUCGUGGUCUGGGCGUUCCUGGCAACGAUGGUGUCAUAUGUAACGGGUAUGUACGUUUUAGUGGCGCCCACCUCUUUAUGGUUAGCCCUAAUUGUUUGCUUAGUCGGAUGUUCUGCCCCUUUUAUUUGGCUUUAUUUCAACCUUCGUUGGAGAGCGCAUAUGUUAUCACUUUUGAGUCAAGGGUAGGUCGUCCUUCGCCAGCAGGGAUGAAAGAUUAGUGAAGAUUAUAUUUAUUUUUUAUUAGAAACAGUUAAAGUUUUUUAAUCUUUAGUUGCAGAUGGAGAGGGACGUCAACUUCUAUAGGGGAAAGGAUCCAGUAGUUGAGCAUGUAUCAAUUGUUGUGAGAGUUGUUGAUACCUUUUGU
Molecule: messenger RNA, 1927 nt
Organism: Cryptomeria japonica (Japanese cedar)
Lineage: Eukaryota; Viridiplantae; Streptophyta; Pinopsida; Cupressales; Cupressaceae
Exons: 3
Coding region: 16-876 (286 amino acids)
Molecular function (GO): protein binding
Source: RefSeq, a predicted model, not a curated record